GAGCGUUUGUACAACGUGCAUGAUUGCGGGACGUCCCAAGUAAAGUUUUCGACGUCGUGCACUCGUGAGUCGUGACUCGUACAGACUUUAACAGUAUAAAUCCGAGUUAAUACUCAUUAUCUAUUUAAAAAUUAUUAAAAACUUUAGCAGCCAGCAAGUGUUUUUGUCCUAUGAUAUAGAACUUACACAACAUUUUUGAAAUCAGUCAUGACUGAAACUCGUAAAGGCACUGUUAAGGUAGAGUACCUGCGACAGAUUGAAAAAGAUAUCCAACGUCAAUGGGAUGAACAAAAGAUACAUGAAAUCAAUGCACCGCCAUCCAAGAAUAUUAAGAGGAACGGUGAUGAAAAAUAUUUGGCUACGUUUCCUUUUCCAUACAUGAAUGGUAGACUACAUUUAGGACACACAUUUUCCCUUUCGAAAUGCGAGUUUGCGGUCAGAUAUCAACGUUUGAAAGGCAAACAAGUCUUGUUUCCAUUUGGUUUCCAUUGUACGGGUAUGCCUAUCAAAGCAUGUGCAGAUAAAUUAAAAUGGGAGAUCCAGACAUUUGGCUGUCCUCCAUGCUUUCCAGAUGAUGAUGAUGAGGAAUUAGAAGUUGAAAUAAAUACAGAUAUUAUAAAGGACAAGAGUAAAGGCAAAAAGAGUAAAGCAAUUGCAAAAGGCAGUAAAGCAAAGUAUCAAUGGCAAAUCAUGAAAAGUUUGGGUUUUGAAGAUGAUGAACAAAUACGAAGUUUUGAAGAUCCUUUGACGUGGUUGAAUUAUUUUCCUCCAUUAGCUGUCAACGAUCUUAAAAGUAUUGGUAUUCAUGUUGAUUGGCGUAGAACAUUCAUUACAACAAAUGAGAAUCCUUUUUUUGAUAGUUUUGUUCGUUGGCAAUUUUUACGCCUUCGAGAUAAUAAUAAAAUAAAAUUUGGAAAACGGUAUACUGUUUUUUCACCAAAAGAUAAUCAACCAUGCAUGGACCAUGACAGAGCCAAAGGUGAAGGUGUUGGUCCUCAAGAAUAUACUUUAGUUAAAAUGAAAUUAGUUCAACCCUAUCCUGAAAAACUUAAAUUCACCAAAAAGUCUUUAAAAAAUAAACCAGUAUUUUUAGUUGCUGCUACUUUACGACCAGAAACAAUGUAUGGUCAAACCAAUUGUUGGGUACACCCGGACUUGGAAUAUGUUGCUUUUAAAUUAAAAGAUGAAAGUAUUUUCGUUUGUAGUGAAAGAGCUGCUAAGAACAUGUCAUAUCAAGGGUUUACAGCAAAAAAUGGAGAAUAUGAAAUUAUCACAAAACUAAAAGGACAAGAUAUUUUAGGUGCUAAGUUGAACGCACCACUUAGUUUUAAUGACAUUAUAUAUACCUUACCAAUGUUAUCUAUCAAGCCUGAUAAAGGUACUGGAGUUGUUACAAGUGUUCCUUCUGAUUCACCAGAUGAUUAUGCAGCUUUAACUGAUUUAAAAAAGAAACCAGCAUUCCGUGAAAAAUAUUAUAUUACUGAUGAAAUGGUUCUUCCAUUUGAACCUAUACCUAUUAUUGAAAUCCCAGACUUUGGAAACUUAUGUGCUGUAACAGUGUACGAUGAAUUAAAAAUACAAAGUCAAAAUGAUAAAGAUAAAUUACAAAUAGCUAAAGAGAAAGUUUACUUAAAAGCAUUCUAUGAAGGGGUACUAAUUGUUGGUGAAUUCAAAGGGCAAAAGGUACAAGAUGUUAAAAAAGCUUUACAAAAAAAACUUACUGACUCCAAAGAAGCUGUUAUUUAUUAUGAACCUGAAAAAACAAUUAUGUCUAGGUCAGGCGAUGAAUGUGUUAUUGCAUUGUGUGAUCAAUGGUAUUUGGAUUAUGGCGAAUCAGAAUGGAAAGCAGCUGCAGAGUUGGCAUUAAAGAAUUUGAAUACUUACCACGAAGAAGUUAGGAAAAACUUUACAUCGUGUUUAAAUUGGUUACACGAAUAUGCUUGUUCUAGAACUUACGGACUAGGAACAAAAUUGCCAUGGGAUGAAUAUUGGUUGAUUGAGUCUUUAUCUGAUUCUACUAUUUAUAUGGCAUAUUAUACUGUUGCUCAUUUUCUACAAGAAGGAACGUUCAAAGGAGAAAAUGGAAACAGUUACAAUAUCAAGCCAGAGGAGAUGACUCCAGAAGUUUGGGAUUAUAUAUUUUUGGAUAAUAAAAAUUAUCCUAAACAAUGUAAAAUUAAUAAAAAAUAUUUGGAUAUUAUGAAAAAUGAAUUUGAAUACUGGUAUCCUGUAGACUUACGAUGUUCUGGUAAAGAUUUAAUUCAGAAUCAUUUAACAUUCUUUAUAUAUAACCAUUGUGCAAUUUGGGCAAAACGGCCAGAUCUUUGGCCGAAGAGUAUAAGAGCAAAUGGACAUUUAUUAUUAAAUUCAGCCAAGAUGUCUAAAUCGGAUGGAAAUUUCAUGACAUUGGAAGAAGCGGUGAAUAAGUUUAGUGCUGAUGGUAUGAGAUUUUGUUUAGCCGAUGCUGGAGAUGCAAUUGAAGACGCAAAUUUUGUUGAAAAUAUGGCUGAUGCAGGUAUUUUAAGAUUAUAUACGUUUAUUGAAUGGGUUAAAGAAGUACUAGCUUCAGAGGCUACACUUAGAAAUGGGCCGACUGAUUCGUUUACAGAUACUGUAUUUAUGAGCGAAAUAAAUCUUAAAAUUCAACAAACUGGUGAAUAUUAUGAAAAACUUUUAUUCAAAGAAGCUUUGAGAACUGGUUUCUUUGAAUUACAAGCCGCUCGUGAUAGAUAUCGUGAACUUUGUGGUAAUCCAGAACUUGGAGGUGAAUGUAUGCAUAAAGAACUGAUAUUCCAUUUCAUCAAGGUUCAAACUAUUUUGUUGGCUCCAAUUUGUCCACAUGUCUCCGAACAUGUUUACCAGCUAUUAGGAAAUAAUGAUAGUGUUGUCAAAGCAAGUUGGCCACAAGCCGAUAAAGUUGAUUAUAAGCUACUUCAAAGCGGUGAAUACUUGAUGGAAGCAGCCCAUUCGUUUAGACUGCAACAAAAAAAUAUUUUGAACAUUGGAGCAAAAAAGAAUCUUGCCAAAGCCAAAGUGGUGGAAAAACCUACAAAAGCCAUUGCAUGGGUUGCAAAAACAUUCCCCCCAUGGCAAACGACCAUAUUGGAAACAAUGAAACAGCUUUAUUCGGAAAACGGCAAUAUUUUACCAGACAAUAAGGUCAUUUCGUCUGCUUUGGGAAAAAAAGAUUCACUUAAAAAAUACAUGAAACGAGCAAUGCCGUUCGCACAAAUGGUGAAAGAGAAAUUGAUCAAGGUGGGCGAUUCCGCUUUCAACGUCAAAUUAGAUUUUGACGAAAAGCGCGUCCUCGAAGUGAACAGAACCUAUCUAGAAAACACUUUGGAUUUGGAAAAUUUUGACAUUAAAUACUCAGACAGUAGCGAAGCACCUGAAAAUAUACGUAACGAAUGUUGUCCGGGAGAACCGUACAUUACGUUCUUGCCGCCGGACGCAUCGCUGAGUCUUCUCGUCGUCAAUCCACAGCCGCAAAAAGCGUUUUUCCAACGGGAACUUUCCGUUUACGAUGGCGACAGCGUUGAAAAGUUGAUAAAGAGGCUGAAAAAAAUAGAUCUAAAACUGACAUCCAACAAAAUAAGUCUAUGGCGAUAUAAAGAUCCAGUUUUGGGACCAAGGUUGAUACCCAAUUAUUUACAACCGACAGAGAACAGCGUUGUGAUGACUUCAGAAACAAGAUUUUUCAUUGAUACGGAAAAGAAAAUCAUUGGAUAUACUGACAGCCAGUCGAAAAAACAUCCGCUUGGAAAUAGCUUAAUCUAUCUUGUUCAGUAGUUAAGUUGUCCUGUAUGUUCUGUUUUAUAUCAAUUUAAUUCAAAAUUUGAUGUUCUGGCUACUGACUAUAUAAACCUCUACUUGUCAUGAAGAUUACCAUCGAUAUCAACAGUAAUGAUUCCUAACUUCUUUCUUUCUUACUUUAUGGGGUGAAGAAUCCAUAAUGAGUACAUUACUUUGAUAAUCUAACAAACAUAAUCAAUAUAUUUCAUAAAACUACAUUCAAUAAAAAUGUUUUUCAUUAUAUAAA
Messenger RNA from Rhopalosiphum padi (bird cherry-oat aphid), 4039 nucleotides. It is a transcript of the gene LeuRS, whose product is annotated as leucine--tRNA ligase, cytoplasmic. Bases 208 to 3789 code for a protein of 1193 amino acids. The record is from RefSeq and is a predicted model, not a curated record. Gene Ontology annotation, molecular function: leucine-tRNA ligase activity; aminoacyl-tRNA deacylase activity; ATP binding. Gene Ontology annotation, biological process: leucyl-tRNA aminoacylation. The transcript is spliced from 19 exons. Lineage: Eukaryota; Metazoa; Arthropoda; Insecta; Hemiptera; Aphididae.